Anoplophora glabripennis (Asian longhorned beetle) is the source of this 4643-nucleotide messenger RNA. RefSeq names its product probable multidrug resistance-associated protein lethal(2)03659. Lineage: Eukaryota; Metazoa; Arthropoda; Insecta; Coleoptera; Cerambycidae. Gene Ontology annotation, molecular function: ATP binding; ATP hydrolysis activity; ABC-type transporter activity. The record is from RefSeq and is a predicted model, not a curated record. Gene Ontology annotation, biological process: transmembrane transport. The coding region runs from base 256 to 4284 and encodes 1342 amino acids. The transcript has 12 exons. Gene Ontology annotation, cellular component: membrane.
AAUUCAGAGGAAGUGAUCUAUUGCGAUUGAACGUUAGGUGGGACUCUAAACGAAUACGAAUCCGCGCUGUCUGGAUGGUUGUUGCGGCCGAUACGAUAUAUAUUCAUGAAAAAAGUAAUAAAAUUCAAGUUCAGUUCCAGUGCUCCUUGUGUUGGACUGCGAGCUACAUGCGUGUGAAACUGUAGCUUCUUUUUAAAUAGUUUGAAUGAAUUUGUAAUAUAUUUUUAAGUGUGUUUGAACAGAUAAAACUUCAAUAUGCAAGGAGACCCGUUACUGCCACCGAAUUCAGAAAAGGGACACCCUUUAGAGAGGGCUACAAUAUUUUCGCAAGCAUUUUUCUGUUGGUUGUUUCCCUAUUUCGUGAAAGGAUUUAAGAAUCAGAUAACCGAAGAUGACAUGCCCGGUGCACUCAAGGCUCACGAGUCCUGCACAUUAGGAAACAAAUUGGAAAAGGCAUGGCAUUACCAAGUAGCAAAUAAUGAAAAACCCUCAUUGUUAAAGGCUUUACUGACAGUAUUUUAUAAGGAAUUAAGCAUUUACGGCUUACUUCUUUUGAUACAAGAAUUUAUAGUUAAACUAUCCCAACCUUUACUAAUUUCAAAUUUCCUAAGAUACUACGAACCAGGACAAAAUGCCAUGACAAAAGACGAAGCUUAUAUCUAUGCUGGCUUGAUUGUCAUCUUUGCGCUCAUAAACGUUCUGUGCGUACACGGAUACUAUUUUUGUGUGAGCCACCUAGGGAUGAAAUUGAGGGUAGCUACAUGCUCACUCAUCUACAGAAAAGCUUUAAAACUAAAUAGAACAGCACUUGCUGACACCACUGUGGGGCAGAUGGUUAACCUCAUGUCUAAUGAUGUUGGCAGGUUCAACUUGUGUACUCAGUAUAUCCAUAAUUUGUGGGUUGCUCCCAUAGAGACGGCUGUGAUUAUGUAUUUGCUCUAUAUCUACGUGGGACCUACAGGAUUGACGGGGGUGAUAUUUUUAGUUUUGUUCAUAGUUCCACAGAUGUAUAUGGGAAAGAAGAUAUCCCAAUACAGACUAAACACUGCCAAGAGAUCUGACGAAAGAAUUCGCUUGAUGAGUGAAAUAAUAACAGGAGUACAAGUUAUAAAGAUGUAUGCUUGGGAAAAACCUUUUGCCAAACUAGUAGAAAUAUCGAGAAGGGCAGAAAUGAAACAAAUUAGUGCGACCUCCGCAAUACGUGCCAUAAUGAUAACCUGCGUUUCGGUUUUACAUAGGUCUUCAAUAUAUUUAUGCAUAUGUAUGUACGUUUUGACGGGAAGUACCGUUAAUGCUGCUUAUGCCUUUACGAUUGCUUCAUUUUAUUCGAUCCUAAGACAAGCGGUAACAAUGUAUUUGCCACGUGCUGUUACCCAACUCGCAGAAACUAAAGUUUCAGUGAAGAGGAUCGAGCGAUUUUUGUUAUUGGACGAAAAGACUGAUUGUUGUGAAAAUAAUAACGUCAACAAUGAAAUACCCAAUGAAAAUCAGACUAAAAGCGAUAGUGAUUUAACAACUCACAAUGACAAAGUACAUGUUUCUUUAAAGAAUGUAACCGUGAAAUGGAAUAAUAGCUUAGUCGAAAAUACUCUGGAUAACAUUGAUUUUAGUGCUAGUGCUAAUCAACUCGUCGCAGUUGUGGGCAAAGUAGGAGGAGGCAAAUCUGCGUUGUUCCACGCAAUUUUAAGAGAAUUGACUCCACUAGACGGUUAUAUAGAUACAGUAGGAACGGUCUCUUACUCUUCACAAGAUCCAUGGAUAUUUGCUGGUACCAUCAGACAAAAUAUCACAUUCCAACAAAAAUUUAACCAAGAAAAAUACGACAGGGUUGUAAAUAUAUGUGCCCUUGAAAAAGAUUUUGAAUUGUUUCCUAACGGAGACCAAACUAUAGUCGGUGACAGAGGUGUCACCGUCAGUGGUGGUCAGAAAGCUAGAAUCAAUUUAGCUAGAGCUGUUUAUAGGGACGCGGACAUAUAUUUGCUGGAUGAUCCUUUAUCUGCGGUUGACAGCAAUGUCGGUAAACAUAUCUUCGAACAGUGCAUACGCGGUUUCCUAAGGAACAAAUGCGUUGUUUUGGUGACUAAUCAGCUACAAUGUUUACAGGAUGCAGACCAGAUAUAUCUCUUGCAAAAUGGAAAAGUGGAAGCUGUUGGUUCGUAUCAAACUUUAAGAGAAACUGAAAGUGAUUUUAAAGCCCUUUUAGCUGAAUACAGAGAAAAUGAAAAGUCCGAUGUCGAAUUUAGGGAAGAUGAAGUUAAGGAAAGUACUAAUAAAACUAAACCUGCAGAUAACAGGGAGCAAAGAAGUUCUGGAACAGUUUCCAGAAAUGUGUACAGCAAUUAUCUAAAAGCUGGUGGCAAGUGGUACAAAAGUUUAUCGAUUUUACUCGCCUUUUUAGCAGCUCAAUUCUUUGCAAUAGUAAAUGACUACUUUGUGACACUGUGGGUAAAUUUAGAACAAUGGAGACUUCAGCGUUCCUUAAAUUCAUCUACAUAUAAUGAAUCAAAACUUGAUGCAAAUGCCACUACAGUUAUUAAUCACUCAUCCACUCAUUCUAAGGGGUAUGUCCUGAAUGUAUUGGACACAAUCUUAUCGGAAGAUACCUCGCUUAUUAUAUACACCGUUUUGCUGUUAACGUCUAUAAUUUUAGCUGUUGCUCGAUCGCUCUCUUUCUUCAAAUUUUGUAUGACAGCUUCUGCCAGACUACAUAAUUCGAUGUUUGGCAGCGUAAUAAGAGCUCCAAUGAAAUUUUUUAACACAAAUCCUUCCGGAAGGAUUCUAAAUAGAUUUUCCCAUGAUAUUGGAACGUUAGAUGAGGUAUUGCCAUUGACAGUAGCAGACACAUUCCAAAUCGCUUUGAUUCUUCUGUCGAUUUCCAUAGUCAUUGGAUGUUUAAAUCCUUUUAUAUUAGUUCCAACUGUGAUAAUCGUUCUUAUUUUCUAUGGAUUGAGGAAGGUAUUUUUGGCGACAAGCAGAGAUAUAAAACGUGUAGAGGCCGUGAAUCGUAGUCCAAUAUUCACACACCUAACAGCUUCAGUGAAUGGAAUUACGACCAUUCGAGCCUUCGGAGCGCAGGAUAUUUUGACAAGAGAAUUUGACCACUUUCAGAAUCAAUACACCGCUGCCAGUUUUUUGUUUCUAGGAGCCAACAGAGCUUUUGGUUUUUGGUUGGAUUUUCAUUGUGUUGUAUAUACUGUUUUCGUUAUGAUAAGCAUAUUAUUUAUUGAAAAUGAGAUUUUUGGGGGUAACGUGGGAUUUGCCCUCACUGAGGCCGUUGCCCUCACGGGAAUGUUCCAAUGGGGCAUAAGACAGUGGAGUGAGAUGGAAAACCAAAUGACAGCUGUAGAACGAAUAGAAGAAUACAUAAAGAUAGCACCAGAAUCUGACAGAGAAUCUAAAGAUCCUUCCAAAUCUUGGCCAGAAGAGGGAAAUAUUACAUUCGAUAAAUUAUGUCUUCGAUAUUCUCAAAAUGAUCCUAACAUAUUAGAAAAUAUAACUUUUGAAGUGAAACCCAAAGAGAAAAUUGGCGUUGUUGGAAGGACCGGCGCUGGAAAAACGUCCCUUAUUGUGGCCCUGUUUCGCUUAACUGAUACAGAAGGUGAAAUUGUAAUAGAUAAUGUCAAUAUUAAAGAUGUAGCAUUAAGUGUGCUUAGAUCAAGAAUAUCUAUUAUACCCCAAGAACCUGUGCUAUUUUCUGGAACUCUCAGGGAAAAUUUAGAUCCAUUCGAGGAGUUCAACGACGAAAUUGUCAACAUGGUUUUUAAGUCUAUGUCUGCAACAACUAAUCUAUUUUGCAUAAUAGAGUUCAUAUUAUAUGCUCUUAAUUUGAGUUGGCAGGUAGACGUCAUUGUAUAUGAUCUUGUAAUGUGGAACGCUCUGGAGGACGUACAACUCAAAAAGGCAAUCAAUGAUCUUCCCGAUGGCCUCAACCACAAGAUCUCACAAGACGGGUCCAACUUUAGUGUGGGCCAAAGGCAGCUGUUGUGCCUGGCUAGAGCAAUUAUUAGAAAUAACAAGAUAUUGGUCCUGGAUGAAGCCACUGCAAAUGUUGAUCCUUAUACCGACGUGUUAAUCCAGAACGCAAUAAGGGAAAAAUUUCCAUACUGCACAGUAUUAACUAUUGCACAUAGGUUGCACACUAUAAUGGAUUCAGAUAAGGUGCUGGUAAUGGAUGCUGGUAGGGUGGUUGAGUUUGAUCGACCACAAACGCUGUUGCAAAAUACCGACGGUGUUUUCUAUAGUCUGGUGAGAGAGGCUGGUAUAGCAGCCAAUGAGACAGAAUAAAAUAAUAGAUGAUGGUCACCGUGGCUGUGAUAAUAUCUGUUGAUAGAUGUUAUAACAGAUUUAUAAAGUGCUUUUUAUUAUACACGAUUAUGUGAUUUCUAUUUUUAUAUUAUUAUUUCUAUACAUAUAUUAUUCAUAUGUAGCUUAUUUUAUAAUAAAUUUAAGUAAGUGUUGAACAAUGUUUAAUAUUACGAGACCUACAGAAAAUUAUUUAAUCGUAUGGAAAAAUUAUAAUUUUGUGUUUCCUAGAUGUUGCAAAAAAUAGCAACGAAUUUAACGUGCUUAAGUUUUAAGAAUUUAAUUAAUUUUUAGUUUCUUCCUUUAUUAUUACCUAUAUAAAAUAGGACAGUAUGUACAGU